Molecule: messenger RNA, 2113 nt
Organism: Manduca sexta (tobacco hornworm)
Lineage: Eukaryota; Metazoa; Arthropoda; Insecta; Lepidoptera; Sphingidae
Product: MIT domain-containing protein 1-like
Exons: 4
Coding region: 375-1103 (242 amino acids)
Biological process (GO): midbody abscission
Cellular component (GO): midbody
Source: RefSeq, a predicted model, not a curated record
UUUUGCUAUUAAAUCGAGUUCUUUAUUGAAUAGGAUACUACUAGUUUUAUAAAUUGUUUAAUAAUACCGUGAUUGCGUUAUAUAUUUUUUAAAUGAAAUAACGGGUACAAUGAUGUGACUUAUCUCUUUAAAAUAAAUUGAAAUUCAGCUGUACUGCAAUAUAAAUUAUUCGUCCACGAAUAUUUUCAUAAUCAAUAAAUUCAACUAGGGAAUUCAUUGAAAUUAUAAAUGGAAACACUGUUCCAUGUUUGACAAAUGUUUUAAUUUUUGUAUUAGUAAUAGUUAUUUGUAUUUUGUAGAUCCGCAAAAUUUUUAUUUUGUAAUUUGUAACUAAGGUUUAGAACUGAUAAAAUAGUACUAUUGGACCUAGAACAAUGAAUAUAGAAAGUGCUGCAAUUAAUAUCCUCAAGCGAGGCGUUGAAUUAGACACAAAAAAGAGAUACACCGAAGCGCUUGUAUGUUACCAAGAAGGACUUCAGAUUCUAGUGGAUAAGUUAAAAGGUGCACCAGAAGAAUCAACCCGUGCCUAUCUAAAAGAAAAAAUAGAGGAAUACAUGAAUCGGGCAGAGUUUAUAAAAAAGUUGGUGCAAAAACAAAAGGAGGUUGGUCAGUUCCACGAGCAGAUUCAUAUAGAAAAUAAUUCGACAGGGCACAGCUAUAAGACAUUGUUUGGCAGGUUUUUGGAUGAGGAUGUUGAGUUUGUUAUUGUUGAAGAUCCAUAUAUAAGAAGUUUUCAUCAGUGUCAAAAUUUCCUCAGACUAUGUGAGUUGUUAGUGAGAUCUUGUCCAAAUUUAAAACAUGUAGAACUAGUAACAUCAAGGGAUUCUAAAUCAGAGAGUGAGCAGAAAGAAAGGUACAGGGAUUUAGCCAAUGAUCUGAGGAGAUACAAUGUACAACUCAAUGCAAAGUUCUCCGACACACUUCACGAUAGACAAAUUAUAUUAAGUUCCGGUUGGAUUAUAAAAAUUGGGAGAGGUCUUGACUUUUAUAAAGCUCCCGAGAACAAAUUCUGCCUGGGGGUUUAUGACUUGGACUUGAGGCCUUGUCAUGAGACGACUGUAGAUAUUGUGCAUUCAAAGAAUGUAAAACAAUCAUAUGGAUGAUGUUUUAGGUUUAAAUGCAAAUUAUAGGAUGGACAAUUUUGUGAGCUGUGGCUGUGUUAAGUAUAGUCUUUGAUUUAUAGCUGUUUUUAAUAAACAAUCGCAAUCUCAACCUUCAAACUGAUUCCGAGAAUGCGUAUAUAAAAAUAAUUUGUUAGAAUGUUAAAAAAAAAAUUGUUCUUAUUCAGGUCCAUUUUUGUGAUAGAUCGAGAAAAUGGAUUGGGAUUGUUUAUUGAAAGUGGCAGUUAGUAUGAAAUGUUAAGUUACUUUUAAGUGUUUUGAUACUAUUUGUAUUGUCAUGGAAGUUACUUAAAACAACCAAGAGAUUUGUUUUGUUAUUCAAUCAAGUUAAUGAGAGUUUGUUGUGUAGGUAGGUGUAUGUAAUAAUAUAUCUGAUUUUGUAUUAUAUGCAAAAAAAUGUUUUGAUAUUUUUUCUAUAAUUAUAAUUGAAUAAAUUGUUAAAUAAAAUCAUAUGUAAUAACGAUAUUUCAUAUUUUUCUGCUGUAAUUGCAAUCAUAUUCACAAAUUUUGUUUUAAAACCAUAAAAAGCACAUUUUAAGUAAAUAAUAAUUAACGGCUGUCAUCAAACUUUGCAAAAACAAAAUUAUUACACCAAAUAUAAUUAUAAAGAAUAUGUAGGUAGAUAUUUCGAGGCAGAACCCUUCUGCAAUGAUUUCUUAUAAUUUCUUAUAAAAUGUUAUUGAAUAUAAAAUGAUUAAAAGUAAUUGUGAUUAAUUCUCUAAGGGAUAAAAAAAGUCGGAUUCAUUUUGUUAUAUACUUUAUUUGAAACGAUAACAAUGUCGCGAGCUGUAUGCACAUUCCAUACAUGAUAUCUACAAAUAUUUUCAAUAUAUUGUAUGUACUUAUUACUACGUACAUAUAGUUAGUGGUGGUAUUCAUUGUGUACAAUAUGGACCAAUACAAAUUGGAUAAAACUUGAAAUUAACUUAAGUAGUUUAUUGAAUGUUAUUUUUACUAAUUUAUAAAAUUUUCAUGAAAUAUUCAGAACAAAA